Molecule: messenger RNA, 1416 nt
Organism: Owenia fusiformis
Lineage: Eukaryota; Metazoa; Annelida; Polychaeta; Sabellida; Oweniidae
Source: the annotation of a GenBank genome assembly
AUGUUUGGUACGUCCGCAGUAUACACUGCUCUCCUGGUACUUUGGUGUUAUUUUGUUCCUAUCAUCAAUGAUCCAGCCGUCAAUAAGGAAUCUAGUGCAACUGAGACCACUUCAUAUAUGUCCCAGGCAUUUUCACCGAGUGGAAUAAGUUAUAAAACUUUGAUUACAACCAGAAAAUCUCCAGUUAUUAGAACAGAAUCAUAUAAUAGUCCAGAGCCUACCCAGGUAUUUUCAUUGACUACGACAAGAAAAAAGACCUUAUUUACAACAGGCAAAGAUCCGGUCAUCAACACCGAAUCCCAAACAGCAGAUUUGCCUCCAGAGUCUCACAGGAUAUCGUCAACAAAUACGAGAGAUAAGACCGUAUUUACAACAAGCGAUGAUCCAUCAUUCAACACUGAAUCCGCAACAGAAGACUUGACUCAAGAGGAUAUUAGGAUAUCGUCAACAAAUUCGACAAGAAAUGACAUCUUAAUUACAACAAGCGAUGAUCCAUCCAUCGACACUGUUUUUACUCAAAUAGCAGAUUUGCCUCCAGAGGCUACCAGGACAUCGUCAACGAAUACGACAAUAGAGAACACUUUAUUUACCGCAAGCAAUGAUCCAGCAAUCAACACUGAAUCCCCAACAGCAGGUUUGAUUUCAGAGGCUACCAGGAUAUCUACAUCAAAAACUACAAGAGUUAUUACCAGAUCUACAACAAGCAAAGCUCCAACCAUAAAGACGCAAUCUUCUACUGAAAGUCAGACUCGAAAGGCUAUCCAGAUGUCAACAACAAAUACGUCAUCCGAUACGAGUAAUGACUCGACCAUCAACAAGGAAUCUUCCACAGAAAAUUUGACUACAGAGGCUACUGGGAUAUUAUCAACAAAGAUGUCAAUAUAUAAUGCCUUAUUUACCACAAGCGAUGAUGAAGCUAUCAACAGGAAUUCCUCUUCACCUAAUCUGACUCCAGAGGCUACCCGUAUAUCCACAACGACAGUAGAUGAAAUCGUUUCUGCAAAAAGCAGUGAUUCGGUCACCAACAGGAACUCUCCAACAGCAAUAUUUUCUACAAUUGGUACAUCAACUGUUCAAACACCAACAAGAAUUCCUGCAAGCGGCAUUGAAAAAAUGUAUCCACAAACCAUAUCAAAUAAGUGUGGAUUGACAAGGAACUACAUGUAUUUAGGUAAGUGUUACGCGGAAUAUGACAUACAUUCAUGGUUGCACGGUUGUGGACACACAUUCUGUUUAAAUGGGAGUUAUGGGUGUUUCGCCUCACCUGGAUACGAUAAUUGUGGCUAUGGACAUAAUCAAACCCUUUCCUGGUUGAUCAGCGUUGAUUCAAAUCAGAUUGUUAACUUAACAUUCCAUGAUUUUGAACUCGAGAUUGAAGCAGAGUGUGAAUAUGACACAACGAGAAACACUAUAUAA